GCUACGUAUUGCUAUGCGCUCGUAUAUACAAGAGGAGAUAUAGAUAGUCUGUCGCGACGUGCUAUGAAAACGGAACUCCUAACUGUUCGCAAUCCUACGCACUCCAUAAAUUGAAUCGGCUGUAAUCAAAUAAGGCUCGUUGGUGGAACGACUAAUCGGAGCGCGCGGUACGAAGAUCCAACUGCGCAUUUACUUGUUAGAGACACUUUCAAUAAUAAUAAUCUUUUUUGUAAUGAUGCAUUUGUCGACAUUGUUCACGGCCACGAACGCCUCAUCGCGUCUAAAACAUCUGUGCAAUCUUUUUUAAGCGACAAUUAUAAUGCAUAAAUAAUCUAAGAAUAAUGUGUACGAUCCAAAUUGUUUGAAAUUAAUGUAAUAUCAAUGUGUUAAAACAUUUUUAGUGCACAAAUUUUAGAAACAACGAAGCGGGGACCGUAUGAUGCCCUUUUCUACUCGAAUUGAGUAUUUCGCAGUCAAUGCAUUCGACGCGCAUGUGCGAAAAAAGCGUGGCGGACCCGUUAAUCGAGCGAGAGGAAAGACGGAGGGAAAGAAAAACAGACAGAGAAAGAACAAGAGCGAGAAACGCGUUUCGAAAGCACCUGUCAGCAAAACGUUUCCUUGGGAAUAAUGCCACGAUGUCACGUAGGAGUGCCUGCGACCAAAGGACUGCGGUGGUUGACCAUGAAAGACAGUUUCAGGAAGACUUGGAACGGGCUCAAGCCCUCAGUUUGGAAAGUUUGGCCUUAGAAAGAUUUAGAUUACAGAAGUUGGAGUCACAGUUUAAUAAUGUACAACAAUCUUGCACUGCACAAAACAAUGUAUGCAAUACAAACAGUACAUCAGAAUCAGAUGGCUCGCAGGGAGAAAGAUCCCAGUGCAGAAGUCGACCAAGACCAGGAUCCAUUAACACAAAUCAAAAGAGUACUGCAAUAUUAGCACCACCUCCAAUACCAUGUAGGAGAAAUUCGACAACUACUGUAGCAGGUCAAGAUGUUACUGAUUUAAUCAACUUUACAAGCCCUGUGAAGCAGGAUAAUCUGGCCGAAUACUGUUCAGCACCACCUCCACCACCACCGAAAGCACCAGUAGAACCUAAAUGGGAUACACAUCCAUCUUUAUUGAAGAAACAAUCAAGAGUAUCUCGAAGUAAUAGUUCAGUUGGUGCAUAUCAUUCCAGAGAUUUCAGAUAUCAUUCUCUUUCUCCAGGCCCCCGAUCUUCCACAGCACCAUGUACGCCAGGAACACCUGGAACGCCAGGAAUUAGUCCUGUAAUGUCAAGAGCUAGUAGUGUUAGCAACAAUGUACCUGAUAUUGCACCACAGAUUCCUCCAUUGCCUAUGAAUUAUAGACCAACCGUUACACCUGCCAUAUGUGCUCCAUCAGCAUCGGCGUUCUCUAAGGAUGAUGAACAGUUGAACGUAUUAAAAGUGAUAGAGAAAAAACCAAAUAGCAAUCUUAUAGAUUUAAAUAGUUUUGAGCACAUAGAGGACAAGCCAAAUGCGCGAGUUAGUGUAUUGGAGGCGUUUGAUCCUUUACUUAUUAAGACUGACUGUGGACAUGAUUCAACGCAAGAACACAAAAAUGAUUCACAGUCGCAGGUUAGUGGCAGUGUAUACGAUCCAUUCGAUCCGUUUGAUUACAUGUACAGUACAAACGAAAGCGUCAACUCGGAUCCGGUUUACGCUGCUGUGGAGAAAUCUGCAAAAUCGCCAGCCUUGUCGCCAGCCGCACCACCUCCAUUGCCUCCUCGAAAUUCGGCUGCAUGGAAUACCAUAGAAAGACGGAAAACUUCUUUAGAUCGUCGACAAAAGCAUCAAACUCGAUUAUACGAAAAUGUAAGAGUUAAGAAAACUAGAUCAUCUCUUCAUGAUUGUGAUCUGAAAGCGUUUCACGAAAUGAUAAAAUCUAUACGAGGCGAGUUUCCGUUUAAUGAUCCUGGUACAAAUAUUGGAUACGUUGUCAGUCCAAUGAUGGAGAACUUGUAUCCAGACGGUACAAGUAUAAAAUUAGUAGUUCAUCCGCAAUUAGUUAAUAACGACAAAGAUCCUGCACAAUCUAUUUCUUUCACUUGUAAUGUGAACUGCAGCGUGGAGCACGUUAUUUUGAAUGUCGCCUGUUCCUUGGAGGACGAAGAUACAGUGAAUGUAGAAAAGUAUUGUUUGAGAGUAUGGGGACUAGCUGAAUACCUGGCACCUAACACGACUUUAGCACAAUACGAAUACAUACAUCAGUGCAUCAAAUUAGAAAAAGAUAUCGAGUUAGCUGUAAUGAGCAGGGCACAAAUUAAGCAAUCCAUCGCACGAACACUGCAAGAUGACAAUCGUGAUCAGUGUCUAAGAUUAGAAGAUAUUCUACCGAAUGAACCCUCGCAGCCUAUUUCAUAUGAUACAUUAAUUAUUUUAUUAGAGACAGUAGAGAAAGAAAUGGAACGCGUGGAGACCGCGGCGCAACAAUUGGCAACCACCAAUCAAGGUUCUGCUUUACUACCUCAACUUCAACCGCACGGCGUAGUACAAGCUGUAAAAGCAGUGUGUGCCUUAAUGGGAAGUAUUGAGACGGUCGAAACCACGGAGGCCGUCGACAACUUCGUAAACGCUUGCUGCCAAUUUCUACCACAAGCUCACACAGCUAACAUAGAAUGCAAGAAACCAGAGAUCAUACACGAGGAUGGCGAUUACGCUGUAGUCACUCUGAGAAAAAAGUUCCCCGAUGUGAUUUCCUCCCAUUGUCACAAAAUUCGCGAUGCUAUCCAAGAACUCGUCGAGACGUACUGUCAUGCGUUUAGAGUCGAUUUUCAGCUGAGCAGCAAAGGCGAAUUUCCGACAAAUACGCUGAUUUCGUCAGAGGUAAUUGAUACUAUUCUGGUGCGCGUUGGGGCUCUGCACAGGCUACCAACCUCGUGGAAACACGAUGAUUAUAUAGUGGCAGCUCAAAUCUUCCAUGGAACCAGGCCGGUCGGGAAUCCAGUUUUGUCGGAGCCGAUGACUGUCAGUACAAACUAUCAUCCGCGGAUUUUAUUUAACUCAUGGUUGGAAUUUCACGGAAUAAGUGUUUGUCAAGUACCAAGAGAAGCCAGACUCGUGCUAGUUCUUUACGGACGAACGUUGCAACCCGCAGAGCACGAGUCAAAUUCAUCCGCAGAGAACGCAAUGCAGAAGGAAGAGCUCGGAUGGGGCGCCAUACAGUUCUUCGAUUACGACGGCGUUAUGAGCCAAGGGAGUUUUUUUCUGUCCCUUUGGCCAGCCCUUGCAGACAAACGAUUAGGUCCGGCGCCAGCGCCUGGAAUUCACCCGCGCGGCGACACGCAUCCCAUCAUCGGAGUAGAACUACCAGAUUACGGUGGAAAGGUGUUGUUCCCCACGGAAUUGAGAGAUUACGAUGUGGAGUCGUUAGAUUUUAAUUCGUUAGAUCAGAACACGCAGGAGCUAUUAAUAGAUAUCACGCAGCAGGAUACAUUUUCGAGACCGCCCGUCGACGAACGGGAAAUUUUAUGGGAGAAAAGACAUUACUUACACGACAGACCCGAAGCUCUACCUAAAGUAUUAUUAGCUGCGCACAGUUGGGAUUGGGCGUGCUUACCGGACUUACACGCGUCGCUCCGAGUCUGGAGUCCACUGCCUCCAGUGCAAGCCUUACAAUUACUUUUACCAUGUUUCCCAGAUAUGAAAGUCAGAGAGAUGGCAGUUGAAUGGAUCCGCGAGCUGAGCAACGAUGAACUCGUCGAUUAUCUGCCGCAGCUACUUCAAGCAAUGAAACACGAGACGUACGAAGCCUCACCUCUGACUCGGUUCUUGUUAGAGCGUGCCUUACUUUCACCGAGAGUGGCCCAUCACAUCUACUGGUUGCUAACUCAAGCGCUGCCGGGACAAAGUCCCCAGGUACAGAAUUCUUCUGAAAUUACCGCGGAAGAUGACAAAGCUAUCAGUUACGCUCGCUAUCACCGAAGAUUGCAGUUAAUGUUAAGAGCGUUGCUGGCUGUUAUUGGAGAUGCACUGAGAAAGAGUUUUCUCACUCAACAAUUACUUGUUAAAAACCUGCACGAAGUAGCUGAAAAUAUUAAAAUUGUGAAGGAUUCGUUACGAGUGGAAACGCUUAAAAACGGCUUACAAAAUAUACACUGCCAGUUAAUGGAGGAUGACGGCACAUGCUUGCCACUGUCUCCCAGUAAGCUGGUGUUCGGUAUCAACGUACAGACAUGUGCCUAUUUCCAAUCGUUCACUCUCCCGUUGAAAAUUAACUUUCUCAGUUGCGACAAUGUGAUAAGUCCGGCGAUCUUCAAGGUUGGCGACGACUUACAGCAAGAUAUGUUGACUCUCCAAAUGGUUCGCAUUAUGGACAAACUGUGGUUGAAGGAAGGCCUCGAUCUGAAAAUGGUCACUUUCGCCUGUGUGCCCACUGGCCACAAACGCGGAAUGAUAGAAAUGGUAACGAAUGCAGAGACAUUGCGGAGGAUCCAAGUUGAAUUCGGGCUAACCGGGUCGUUUAAGGAUCGACCGAUCGCUGAGUGGUUAGCCAAGCACAAUCCUUCGGAACUGGAGUACGAGAGAGCGGUGGAAAAUUUCACCGCGUCUUGUGCCGGCUAUAGCGUUGCCACUUACAUUUUAGGAAUUUGUGAUAGACAUAACGAUAAUAUUAUGCUGAAAACGUCAGGUCAUUUGUUUCACAUUGACUUCGGAAAGUUCCUUGGUGAUGCACAAAUGUUUGGAAACUUCAAGAGAGACAGAACACCAUUUGUGCUGACAUCGGAUAUGGCGUAUGUUAUAAAUGGAGGAGUUAAACCGUCAGCGAAGUUUCACCACUUCGUGGAUUUGUGCUGUCAAGCUUUUAAUAUAGUGCGGAAACAUGGAAAUCUAAUUCUUCAUCUUUUCGGAUUGAUGACCUCCUCCGGUAUUCCUGGAGUGACCAUGGAUGCAGUUAGUUACGUGCAGAAGGCUCUGCUUCCUGGACAAACGAAUCCCGAAGCCGCGGCGACGUUCGCUCGGAUGAUAGAAAGUUCGUUGAAAAGCUGGUUUACGCAGUUUAACUUCUUUUUACAUAAUCUGGCGCAGCUCAGAUUCUCCGGAGAUCACAGCGAAGGGGAAUUGUUAUCCUUCAUUCCGCGCACAUAUACAAUGCAACAGGAAGGUCAACUGACAAGCGUGCAAGUUCACGGAUAUCAAAAACGUUACGACCCGGAGAAAUAUUACAUGUACAUUUUACGGAUACAGCGGAAAAACCAAGCAGAUCCGACAUACCUGUUCCGAUCGUACAAAGAGUUUUGUGAAUUCUACCAGAAGUUAUGCAUACAUUUUCCACUUGCUAAAGUGACCAGUUUACCAAGUGGGAUGAGCGUGGGACGCUCUAAUAUUAAACAAGUGGCUGAUAAACGACGAGCUGAUAUAGAAAAAUUCCUUGUAAGCCUAUUUAAAAUGGCACCCGAAAUUUCCCAAAGCGAUCUGGUGUACACUUUCUUCCAUCCGCUGUUACGAGACCAACAGAAUGCCGACAUCCGUUUGCGUAAAGUCAAAGUUGGAAACUGGUGGGCCGAGAAGAAAGUUAGAGACAACGUACAAAGCGGUCAGAUCAAAUUGUCUCUUCACUAUACUCGCGGUACUUUAUCCGUCAUGGUUUGUCACGCUCGAGGACUCCCCAAAGUGGCGAACAGUCAAGAGCCGAAUACGUAUGUGAAGGUAUAUCUUAAACCCGAUCCUACGAAGGCGACAAAACGGAAAACGAAAGUGGUGAAGAAGAAUUGUUAUCCGUCAUUUAUGGAAAUGUUGGAGUAUAGAAUGCCGCUGGAAGUAAUCAAAGAGAGAACACUCGAAGCAACGAUAUGGAAUCACGAUACUCUGCAGGAGAAUGAAUUUCUCGGUGGUAUAUGCUUACCACUCGGGCGUCUUGACUUGACGAAUGAAACGAUUGAAUGGUUUCCACUAGGUAGUGUACGAUGAAGCGAGUAUAAAGACUGCCCUGGAGUAUGAAGUCUCUUAAUGCUCAUAGAUAAUACUAUUAGAACGUAGAAAACAUAUUCGGCACAACAUAUUAAAGCUUCUCUAUCAUGCAGCCAAGUGCGAUAAUCACUGUGCUUAUUCACGAUACAAAGCUAAGUUUAUACAGCUUUGUGCGUCUAGUGGAGGUUUGUUUCUUUAACGAAGUAAUUUCAAUAAGCGAUAAGCAUUAAAAACUAUGUGAUAUUCAAAAGAUAGCUAUAUACAAAAAGAGAGUCAACUUUUACAAAAGUUGAUAAAAGAAUAGUUUACAUAAUAAUUAUCUAUGAAGUAUUUAAAUAUGUAUAUGUCGAAAUCUGCAUAAGAAGGUAUCACGAAGAAAAGAGAAUGUUGCAAAAGAUGAGGAUUAUAUAUCGUGUUUGCAUAAUCUUCUAAUUAUAUUUUUUGACAGGAAAUACCUGAAAAGAUGAAAGAAUUCAGCAUGAAUUUAAUAGAUUUACAUCGGGAUUUUACUCUUUUACAGACAUUUUAUAUCACUUAUUUAUUUAUAUCACUUUUUACCGAUUUUAAAUCACCAAAAUUGUAAAUAGAUUGAAUAUAUUGAUCAAGUGUAUUGCACAAUACGUAGUAAUGAAAUCAUUUGUAAUCUAAUGAACUAUCAAACUGAAUUUCUACAAAGAUAUUUUAUAGUCAAAUGAAAAUUUACAAUUUUUAUCAUAUAUCUAGUUAAAAAUUGAACUUUAUAUACAACAUACAUAGCAGGAAUAUGUUUCGUGAAUUUCUAUGAUGUUAUUUUAUUAUUAGAAGAAAAGUUUACAUAACUGCCUGUCUAUGUAAUGGCCUCAUUUAUAACAAACGAACCUAUAAUAUUAAUGAAAUUAUGUAAAUACAUUAUUAAAUUUAUGUAACAAAUUAUUUGUAAUUAAUAUUUAUUCUACAUUUCUCCUACAAAUUAAUAUAGAAAUGUAGAAUUCGGAAUUUUUAGGCACUUAAAAAGCUUUGAAAAUAGUUCUUGCUGUCUCCCUUUCUUCUUGUUAUUCUUUUUCUAUCUGAAAAUUAUAGGAUGGAAAAUUUUUAUUUCAAAAAACUUCUAUUUUAGAUAAAUUAUUUUCUAUUCCGUACAAAUUUCUGGAAUCCUCUAUUCUUUGAAAAUACUUGAAUUUCAAGUUGCAAAUUCUCUUUCCUUGAGUCUUUGAUUUUUUUCUUCUUGGAUUUAUUUGCAUUGAAAUAUGUUUUAUUUUAUAAAUAUUGUAUUUGUUGAAUAUUUUUUUUUAAUGAAUUAAACACAUCCACGUAAUUAGUUUUGAUUGUAUUAAAAAAUUAAUAGUGCUAAAACAACUAUUUCUUUAAACUCAAAAAUUUAUGUAAAAUGAUAUUCAAUCUGUAAUAUCUUUAAUUUAAUAAUUUAGUACUAUCUAGCAAUAAAAUCGGAAUCUUCUUUCAAUUUAUUUAAAUAAUUAAAAUUAAUAAGUAUCCUAUAUAUAAAAGUAUAUAAAUGAUUAAUACAUUCACUGAUAUGUAUCGUCUCACAACAAAUAUCAAUUUUUAUUAAAGUAUAUCACGAAGUAGGAAAUCAUAUAAUCGUCUGUGAAAUAAAUACCUACGAGGUACUCGCUAUUAUUUUUACUGAUUGUAUAUUUUACUAAAUGUGUUUGCUAAUUUUACUUUUAAAAUUAAUAUUCACAUUUUACAUGUGGCAAUUAGAUUUGGAGAUAUAUUAAAAAAUCAUAGAAAUAUUUCUCAUAAAUUUAAAUAAACUACCCCUUUAUUAUCUGCUGUUGACA
Messenger RNA from Linepithema humile (Argentine ant), 7711 nucleotides. It is a transcript of the gene Pi3K68D, whose product is annotated as phosphatidylinositol-4-phosphate 3-kinase catalytic subunit Pi3K68D. NCBI's taxonomy places the organism in Eukaryota, Metazoa, Arthropoda, Insecta, Hymenoptera, Formicidae. Gene Ontology annotation, cellular component: phosphatidylinositol 3-kinase complex; cytoplasm; plasma membrane. The record is from RefSeq and is a predicted model, not a curated record. Gene Ontology annotation, molecular function: phosphatidylinositol binding; 1-phosphatidylinositol-4-phosphate 3-kinase activity; 1-phosphatidylinositol-3-kinase activity. Gene Ontology annotation, biological process: phosphatidylinositol-3-phosphate biosynthetic process; phosphatidylinositol 3-kinase/protein kinase B signal transduction; cell migration.